GCUGGCUGCUGAGAGGCUGCUCCCGUGAGCCGGAGCCCGGCUGUUACCUGGAGAGGCCGCCGCCGCCCUCGCGGCUUCUAUCGCAGCAGAAGCCCGGGGCAGCUGGAGAGGAGCCCGGGAGCAGCCCGAGCGCCUGGCAGGAUGGCUGUGGCUCCUCCCAGUUAUUGUUUUGUUGCUUUUCCACCACGCACUAAAGAUGGGCUUGUUGUGUUUGGAAAAAAUUCUGCACGGCCUCGAGAAGAAGUACAGGAGGUGGUCUACUUUGCUGCUGCUGCUCAUGAUCCAGGAAGCAAAGUUGAGUGUACAUACAUUGCAAUUGAUCAAGUGCCGAAGACUCAUGCUAUUAUGCUAAGCAGACCUGCUUGGCUUUGGGGGGCAGAAAUGGGAGCCAAUGAACAUGGAGUCUGCAUCGCUAAUGAAGCCAUCACCACCAGAGAGCCAGCUUCUGAAACUGAAGCCCUGCUGGGAAUGGAUCUUGUCAGGCUUGGCCUAGAAAGAGGCGCAACAGCUAAAGAGGCCUUAGAUGUAAUAGUUUCUUUGUUGGAAGAGCAUGGACAAGGUGGAAAUUAUUAUGAAGAUGGGAGCUCCUCCCAUGCUUUCCAAAGUGCAUUUCUGAUUGUGGACAGAGCAGAAGCCUGGGUAUUGGAGACUGUUGGGAAAUAUUGGGCAGCAGAAAAAAUCACAGAGGGAGUAAAGUGCAUUUGCAACCAGCUUUCAUUAACCACAAAAAUUGAUGUUGAGCAUCCUGAGCUUAGGAGUUAUGCAGAGACUCAAGGCUGGUGGACUGGAGAUACAGAAUUCAAUUUUUCUGAAGUGUUUUCUCUAGCUGAGGACCAUUUAGGCUGCUGUUCAGGCCAGGAGAGCCUAGAAAAACAAGAAGGAAAUAUCACUGUGCAAACAAUGAUGGAUGUCUUGCGUGACAAAGGUAGUGGUGUCUGCGUGGACUCCGAAACUUUCCUCACUACAGCUAGCAUAGUGUCUGUUUUGCCUCAGAACCCUAGUUCUCCCUGUAUUCACUACUUCACUGGCACUCCGGACCCUUCAAGGUCCAUAUUUAAACCUUUCAUCUUCGUUGAUGAUGUCAAACUAGUACCAAAAGUUCAAUCGCCUUUUCUUGGUGAUGACGAUCCUGUAAAAAAGAAACCUCGGUUCCAGGAGAGGCCUGACCGGAGACACGAACUGUACAAGGCACAUGAGCGGACCCGAUCUGUCACUGAGAAUGAUCAGGAUAAAGGUCAGAAGCUGAUGAGGAUUAUGUUAGACCUUGAAAGACAAGGCUUAGAAGCUAUGGAGGACAUCCUCACCAGUACAGAGGUUCUGGAUCCUGCUGAAGUAGUAGACCUUUUCUAUGACUGUGUCGAUACAGAAAUUAAGUUCUUCAAGUGAACCACAGUGGACACCAUUAGCCUUUUCACAAGAAGACUCUAUAGUUCUUCGAGCCUUGAAAGAUAGUCUCCAAUCCACACAGCUGAAUUUGCAGGAGGAAAACAAACAAACAAAAAGGCUUCUGUCUUUCUAGAAAAAUGUUCCUCAGUAGCUAUAUCGAGUUAACAAAAUUGCUUUCCUUUGUCCAAUCAUGUGGUGGUCCUGUUGUGUGUGUAGUGAAAGGAGAGAGUCACUGAUUGGCCCGUGUGUGCAUGCCAGCUAAUGUAGUGCAGAAUGUUUCAUUGUUUGGGCAACAAAAAAUUAAAACAAGGAAUAACUUCAUUCCAGUGUAAUUUCCAUAUAAUCUUUUAAAGCAAACAAAUGUUUUUGUUUUAUUUCCCCCUGUAUAGCUCAGGCUAGGUAGCAAAGCUCAAAUGCUUAGAAUUUCACCAGGUACAUGUAUGCUUACCACUUCACAUUGGAAGCUACAGAGGUUUUAAAAACAAAAGCAGCAGCACCUGACAGUCUGAAUUACAGAUAAGGCCUGGUUCUGAGCUUGCUUGUGUAACUCUGUUGGCUGCAAUGGAGCCACUCUGACUUAUGCCAGAACACAUGAGCAGAAUUAUGCCCUCGGGACUCAGUGCUGCCCUCACCUAUUCAUACCUUGGAAAAACAACGAUUGCACUUGUGAUGCCUGGUAGUUUUUUUUUUUUCCCUUUCCCUAAAAUUCAUAGUACUGUGUAUUGCAGGCAGAAUCAAACUGAGUGCCUAGUAUAUUAUAUAAUCAAAUGACUUCAAGGCAGCAUUGAUAGACACAUCAAUGCAGUGACAACUCAGUCAGAACACUUUUUUUGUUAGAAUAGAGGCUGGGCAUUGAAGAUCAAAUUAGGGACAGUAGUCUGGCUGUGGGACCAUAUUGCCGUAUGAAAGACAAUUCUGUGAGAUCUCCAAAUGGUAUAUGCUGUUUACAGCCGGAGGAAAUCUUCAAUUAUUUAGUACAAGAAAAAGGAAGUGAUUGUGACUGAGUUGUUGCCUACUCCUUGCAAGGCACAAAUUCACAGUGAAGCUAUGAUCUGAAUGUUACUCCUUUACAAUCUGCAGAGAGGAGGAUACAAAUGGUUUAUUUGCAGUUUUUCAUCAGCACACCAUUUUACCCUCUAGAUUCAUAUUUGGAUUUAUGUGACUUCAGUGAUUAUCUACUUUUCGUGUGCUCUUGCCCUAACUCCUUUACUUUAAGAAGAGCAUUGAUCAAGGGAACCUUCUUAACUCAUGACACAAGGGACAAUAUUAGAGCUGGGUGGGGACAAGGUGUUAAUUCCCACCCAUUGAAAUAUUGCAGCAGCAUCAACAAAAAAGUUUUUCUUUUGGAGGGAGGUUGAUGAUUGAGAAGAGAAGCCCCCACUGAGGAACUGAAGUUUCUCAGAAGGGGAGCAUCAAUUUACCACUCUUUUGACACAGACAGUGUGUUUGGGGCUGCACCCAACCCCUACAAAAUACUUAGCCCUCAGCUGCUUGGAAUCAGAGUUAAACAUCUUACAAACACAGUUUAAGGAAGUUUUUACUAAUGCUUCAUCUGCCACUUCCAGCUAUAAAUCCAUUCAGCAGACACUUAAGUCUAUAUUUAUGCUGUGGCUACACAAACCAUAUACAGCCAUAAAAUUAUCCAUUUCAGUUUACUUGCUUUCUAUUAAAGUCCUGUAGUGGCUUUAUCAGCUCUCCUCAAACAACAGUAUCAAUCC
Chrysemys picta bellii (western painted turtle) is the source of this 3104-nucleotide messenger RNA. It is a transcript of the gene SCRN1, whose product is annotated as secernin 1. Lineage: Eukaryota; Metazoa; Chordata; Testudines; Emydidae. Gene Ontology annotation, biological process: proteolysis. The record is from RefSeq and is a predicted model, not a curated record. Gene Ontology annotation, molecular function: cysteine-type exopeptidase activity; dipeptidase activity.